GGCUUAUAAGACAUUACCUUUUAAUUCUUAAUCAAGAGAAAACCCCAAUUCCACGACUUUUUAAGGACCUGGGGAGAAAAAGAGAGAGAUAGAGAGAUAGCGAGAAAUGGCGGGAAAGGAGGGACUGAACUCCGGCGAAGAGGUCUGCUGGAGAAAGCAGGUCGACGACAACCUGCACCGCCUUCAAUCUCUUCUCUUCGGAGCCGAACUCGCCGCCGAGAGAAACGACUUCUCCUCCGCUCAGAUCUUCAGUCUUCGUCUCCUCGGCUUUCUCGACUCACACUCUCACUCUCAACUCGACCGUGCUUUCGUCACCCCUAUUCGCCGCGAAGCCGUCUCCAAGCUCGGCGAGGCUCGCCGCGCGCUCAUUCCUGAUUCCGAUCGCAAAGCUUUCGAGCAAGCGAAAAAGGAUCCUGGUUUUGUUUUCAGCACAAAGGGAGAUAUUGACAUUGGGAGGAUUAAACAGUCAAAGUACUUUCAGGCUCUUCUUCAGCAGUCUAAUCAUGGAAAGGUUGUGACUGAUUUGGGAGAUCAAUUGGAGAAUAGGGAAAAGUUGACUGGCAAGUUAUCAAAACCUAUGACACAAACUAAGCUGACAUCAUUGUACAAGAACAACACUGGGACAGCAAGUAACACUAUUGUUGAAAAGCGUCAUGCUCAUCACAACCGUUACAGUAGUCAUAGUACCUCGUCUUUUCAAAUAGUCGAAGAGGAAGAAAGAGCUCAUGAGAAUCACUUGGGAAAAAAACGUGCGCACAGGGAAUUUAACAGCCCCACUCUUGAUAAUACAAAGUCCCCAUCAGCCAAUGAAGAUGCUAGAGCCGAUGUUUCUGGCAAUGGGUUUGUAACUGCCAAAGCCAAAUUGGAAAUGGAUGUAAGGCAAAGGCGAGGCUUAGGUGCAUCACCAAAUGCUUCUGUCUCUCCUCAAAGUGAUAACAGUGUUGCUAAUAGGGGUUUCAUUGCGAGAUCAUAUGGUGUUUCCCGUCGAGGUGUCCGUGGCAAUUUUAUUCCUCCCGUCAAAUCUAAUGGGGGUAAUGUUGGGAAUAUGACUUCAAAAAUUGGGGGAAAGUCUGAUGAUGCAUUAGAUGACUCAACUAGGAGCUGUAUGGAAAUGCUCUGUGGUCCUGAUGGGGAGCUCCCAGAAAAAUUAAGGAACUUGGAACCUCGUCUUAUUGAACAUGUCAGUAAUGAAAUUAUGGAUAAGGAUCCAAAUGUUCGAUGGAAUGAUAUUGCUGGUUUGGACCAUGCUAAAAAGUGUGUCACAGAGAUGGUUAUAUGGCCCUUGUUACGUCCCGACAUUUUCAAAGGUUGUCGCUCUCCUGGAAAGGGUCUUCUACUCUUCGGUCCACCAGGAACAGGGAAAACGAUGAUUGGGAAAGCCAUAGCUGGAGAGGCAAAAGCAACAUUUUUUUACAUCUCUGCCAGUUCAUUGACAAGCAAAUGGAUUGGUGAGGGUGAAAAGUUAGUUCGGGCCCUUUUUGGAGUAGCUAGUUGUCGGCAGCCAGCUGUAAUUUUUGUUGACGAAAUUGACUCACUUCUCUCACAGCGUAAGUCAGAAGGUGAACAUGAAUCAAGUAGGCGACUCAAAACACAGUUUCUCAUUGAAAUGGAAGGCUUUGACAGUGGCAGUGAGCAAAUUCUUCUUAUAGGAGCAACAAAUCGACCCCAAGAGCUUGAUGAAGCAGCACGCAGGCGACUUACUAAGAGACUUUACAUUCCCCUGCCAUCUUCAGAAGCAAGAGCCUGGAUAGUGGAGAAUCUCCUGGAGAAGGAUGGACUAUUCAAACUAACAAGGGAAGACAUUGUUAACAUAUGCAAGUUAACAGAAGGGUACUCAGGAUCAGACAUGAAGAAUUUAGUGAAGGAUGCCUCUAUGGGUCCUCUAAGAGAAGCUCUGAGACAAGGCAUAGAAAUUACAAAGCUUAAGAAGGAGGAUAUGCGCCCAGUAACUUUUCAGGAUUUUGAGAGUGCAUUACAAGAGGUGAGGCCCUCUGUUUCCUUGAAUGAGCUCGGUACCUAUGAUGAUUGGAACAAGCAAUUUGGAAGCUUGUCUCUUUAAGAAUCCAUCUGUUUUGUAAGGUGAGGAAAAAAACAAGCAUAAUGUGAACAUUAAUAGCAUCCUCUUUAUUUAUUUCACCAAACCAAACGCCAGUAAAUAGGCUAAAUAUGUGUAACAGUUUUUUUAAUAGAAACUUGGACCUAUUCAACUGCU
Molecule: messenger RNA, 2212 nt
Organism: Argentina anserina (silverweed cinquefoil)
Lineage: Eukaryota; Viridiplantae; Streptophyta; Magnoliopsida; Rosales; Rosaceae
Product: ATPase family AAA domain-containing protein FIGL1
Exons: 13
Coding region: 107-2059 (650 amino acids)
Molecular function (GO): ATP binding; ATP hydrolysis activity
Source: RefSeq, a predicted model, not a curated record